Molecule: messenger RNA, 1698 nt
Organism: Dioscorea cayenensis subsp. rotundata (Guinea yam)
Lineage: Eukaryota; Viridiplantae; Streptophyta; Magnoliopsida; Dioscoreales; Dioscoreaceae
Product: CDP-diacylglycerol--serine O-phosphatidyltransferase 1
Exons: 13
Coding region: 175-1455 (426 amino acids)
Biological process (GO): phosphatidylserine biosynthetic process
Molecular function (GO): L-serine-phosphatidylethanolamine phosphatidyltransferase activity
Source: RefSeq, a predicted model, not a curated record
CGCUUAUAAAGGAACCGCCUUUUUCCUUCCUAAUUUUUUUUUUUUUUCUCUUCUCUUCUCUUCAUCUCCGAAGGAUUUCCAUUUCUCUCUCGAUUUCCUUUUCGUUUUGAUCGAGAAUUUAUCAUUGGGCUCUACGCUAUCGCCGCAGUGGCACGGAAUAGAGGAGUUCCAUCUAUGGAGGUCAAUGGACUAAGUAAUAUGAGAACAACAAAUGAUACCAUUCAAAAACCUAAUUGUGCAAAAUUGCACGCAGAUAUUGGUGAAUUUGACCCAUGGACUGCAUGGGCUUACAAGCCCCGCACAAUUUCCAUGCUACUUAUUGGUGCAUGUCUUUUAAUUUGGGCAAGUGGAGCAUUGGACCCAACAAGUGCAGCAUCAUAUGACUGUGUUACAUCUGUGAAGAGGGGCAUUUGGGCAAUGAUUGCAGUCUUUCUUGCAUAUUGUUUGCUUCAAGCACCUUCAACGGUACUCAUUAGGCCACAUCCUGCUGUUUGGCGAUUGGUUCAUGGGAUGGCUGUUGUUUACCUUGUUGCCCUCACUUUUUUGCUCUUCCAGAACCGUGAUGACGCUCGGGCCUUUAUGAAAUUUCUUCACCCUGAUCUUGGAGUUGAAUUACCAGAAAGAUCAUAUGGAGCUGAUUGCCGGAUCUAUGUGCCAGAGAAUCCCAAAAGCAGGUUUAUCAAUGUUUAUGAAACAUUGUUUGAUGAGUUUGUUCUUGCUCACAUUUUUGGAUGGUGGGGAAAGGCCAUAAUGAUAAGAAAUGAACCACUUCUGUGGGUAUUGUCAAUUGGGUUUGAGUUAAUGGAGCUCACGUUUCGCCAUAUGUUGCCCAAUUUCAAUGAGUGUUGGUGGGAUAGUAUUAUUUUGGAUGUACUGCUCUGCAAUUGGUUUGGUAUUUGGGCAGGAAUGCGUACAGUUAGGUACUUUGAUGGGAAGACCUACGAGUGGGUUGGCAUAAGCAGGCAACCGAGUGUUUUUGGUAAGGUGAAAAGAACAUUGGGCCAGUUCACUCCAGCACAAUGGGACAAAGACGAGUGGCAUCCCCUUCAGGGACCAUGGAGGUUCAUCCAAGUGUCAAGUCUUUGUGUGGUGUUUAUGACCGUCGAACUCAACACCUUCUUUCUUAAGUUCUGUCUGUGGGUUCCUCCUCGAAAUCCCGUAGUUGUGUAUCGCUUGAUACUUUGGUGGUUAAUUGCGAUACCCACCAUCCGCGAGUAUAACUCUUACUUGCAAGACAGAAAGCCGGUGAAAAAGGUCGGAGCAUUCUGUUGGCUUUCCCUGGCUAUAUGCAUUGUCGAGCUUCUGAUUUGUAUAAAGUUCGGUCACGGUCUUUUCCCGAAUCCCAUGCCGUCAUGGUUGGUACUUUUCUGGACAACUGCAGGGGUGUCUUUCGUGGUUUUCUUGCUUGGUUGGACGUGGCAAAUUCAUCGAACAUUAUUAAAAAAGAGGCAAUAACUGUCAUUAGAUGCGUAUUAUUUUUGUAACACCAUUCUUAAUUUUUUUUCCUCAACAUAUAGAAACGCUGUACAUAAGUUAUUGUAAAUUUUUUUUAACUUCUGGUUCAGACCGGGAAAUCAGUUGGUCAUCCAGCAUGUAGGCAAUUAUUUUCUUCUGUUCAUGAUUUCUGUUGAAGCAUUCUGAUCAACUAGAUUGUAUUUUUGCUAUUCACUCAGUAAAUUGAGCAUUUUUCAGUUUCAA